CGUGGCGUCGUUGGCUUCCCUGGGGUGAGAAAAGCACGGCUGUUGCUCGGUUUGUUCAGUGUGGGAGACUGCUGUGUGAUAACAGUGUUUGUGGCGUCUUUGAACUGAAAAAAAAAAAAACAGGACUUUAUAGACACUAGCUCUCCCCGCUUCGUAACACACAAGACGAUGAAUGGUAAGUCAACGAACGGCACGCUGGGGGGAAUGGCCUGCAUCGAGGGUCUACCGCCGCUGCCGAAGAGCCUGAGCGGGUUGCUGAACUCAAGCGGCGGCUCCUGGAGAGAAAUGGAGAGGAUGUACGUGAAGAAAACCAUGAUCCAGGACGACCUGAGCAGAGGCAGGAACAAUGCCGAUAACCUGCUGGCCAACAAGCCGGCCAACCUCGAUGCAGCACUGGCUCUGCUGCGAAAAGAGAUGGUAACGUUUUCAGAGUGUUUUCCUUUAUUUGUCGACAGGAAAGUGGUCCGUUUACCACUGCUGGUUUAAUCCUAGCGCGAUUUACAUUCACAACCAUUCAACCAAAAUCCCUAAAGAAACUGCAGAAGUUUUCUUUUUUCGGCUUUUGG
Messenger RNA from Neolamprologus brichardi, 566 nucleotides. The record is from RefSeq and is a predicted model, not a curated record. Lineage: Eukaryota; Metazoa; Chordata; Actinopteri; Cichliformes; Cichlidae.